This is a messenger RNA of Schistosoma margrebowiei, 2729 nucleotides long. NCBI's taxonomy places the organism in Eukaryota, Metazoa, Platyhelminthes, Trematoda, Strigeidida, Schistosomatidae. The record is from the annotation of a GenBank genome assembly.
AUGCAAAAGCGGCGUAAGAACAAUGGCAAAAAAAACACUGUGAAUGAGGAGUUUGAUAAAAACGUGGAUGAAGUUUAUUGUGUCUGUCGUUCUUCUGACGUUGAACGAUUCAUGAUAGCAUGUGACCAAUGCGAGGAAUGGUAUCACGGAGAUUGCAUUAAUGUCACUCCUAAGCAAGCAGAGCAAAUAAAAACUUUUUACUGUCCUCAAUGUCGAUGUAGGAAUCCAUCUUUAGAGAUCGAAUAUAAAAACACAAGAAGUCAGAGACCAAGACAAAAUCGUCCGAGUUUAAGUCCUAAUAACGAUGUCAGUACCUAUACAGACCAAUUUUCAUCAGGUAAACAGUCCAAGGGAAAACGGAGACCUCCAGAUGCCCCAGUCAGUAACUCAGAAACUGGUACUCGCUCUAAUACAAUCGACCACACAUUACAUUUGCCGCCUCGAAAUGUACGCAAAUUCAAUUCUCCUGGUCCUGACACGUCUCCUAGAUCACCUAAUGCCUCAGAUUCAAGUACUUCAGCUGUGUAUAAUCGCGUAUACUGGGGACGAGAACAGUCUGGACUUGGAGAAGACCAAAAGUUGUCUAGCACAUUUGUCCCUAAAAAGCGGUCUGGAUCCCCUCGUUUACGCCCUUGCGGUAAUUGCACGGGCUGCAGCAUACAGGAAGAUUGCGGAAAAUGUGAAUAUUGUAGAGACAGAAGAAAAUUCGGUGGCCCCAACAAAAUGCGUCAAAAAUGUAGGUUAAGACAAUGUGCUGGAAUGAAUGCUUCUCGCAGCAGGAAUCCUUCUAAUUCUUCUCAAGGUGUUGGUUCUCGUCGCCGUAAACAGCCACCGAUACAGUCUGCACCUAUGGAUACACCGCCACCUCAUAUGCAAUCGUAUGCGGAUUUUGAUGACGAACAAUUCGAAGUGCCGCUAGAUUUUUCCCCACGACCAUAUUCUGAUAAUAUUACACAGUCGUUUUUGUCUCAUCACUCUGCAAGUUCAGCUCCAUUGGGCAGCAAAAUGCGUAGAGGUGACCACCGUAUUCCAGCCACUAAUGAAAUUGACGGAAUUACUCAUCGGCUUUUUGGACGAUUCAGUCACGAUGGUCUCCAACCACAUUCUCGCAGUAAAGGAUCUAUACCAAAUAUUUACCCCAUUAACACUGAUGAACCUAUGGAUUUUGUGGACAACGAUUCGGAUGAUGACAUUGUGCUUCCAGAAAUGGCACAUUGUGCAGGUCCUGCUUGCAUGCUGGCGGCUAUUCCUGGUGAGAAAUACUGUUCAGAAUCCUGCAAGCUAAAACAUACCAAUUCUCGCUGCUCCGUUCGUUCAGCUGUUCCUAAUCUCCGUCCUUCAAUAACUGCUAUUUCACCCCGUGAAGCUAAUCCUAUCCCAUACUCUUUACCAUAUCCAGAUCACAUGUAUUGUCGUCAUCAUCGUGUUCAGAAUUGGAACAAUACUGCAUCUCCAUCCUACAGAACUACAAAUCAACCUUUCGAUCAAUUCUCUAUUGAUCAAGCUUACAUUACUACUGAUGGCUUACUUCAGUCACGUGGACAUCCAACAUUUGGAUGUUCUCCGGGACCAGUCCAUAGAAUUACACCACAGCGACAUUCAAAUCCUCAUCCUGUUUUGAUCAAUACUAGUAGUCGAUUAAAUAGCGUGGACACUCAAGGUAAUACAAUGAUUUGUGACGUUGCUGAUACCGCUGCAUUUAUGGACUCUGUGGCUUCAGCAGUACGUAGAAGCAAUAAUCAUGGGACAAUAAAUGCAUUUGCUGAAGAGCUUGGUAUAGAUUUACCAUCAGCUCAUCCUUCAACCGGAACUCGUUUAUCGUCUUCACCUAGUUUAUCUGGAAUUUAUUCUUGUUAUACUGGAUCGAAUCGUAGCGAUAAUAUUCGACCCGUUGAUUUACAUGCUGUAGAUGAUGAUACUGAACUACCACCAGGAGUAGAUGAUGAUGAAACUGAUGUCAAUCAAAUAGUUUCCGAAGUGGGCGGACAUCCUGUUUACGGCUACUAUAUGAUUAGUUACGGCAAUGAAACCAAUGGUCAUAAUUCACGUAUUUCCUUGACUAAUAAUUCUAACCCUACACUAAAUGAACAUCGUUUAAGUACAGGCUCUUUACGUACCAGAACAAAUAUCCGCCACCUUAAUCAUAGGAUGAUAAAUCAAAGUAAUGGUGAGUCAGCAAAUGGUAUCCCUGGAUCCUACAGUUCUAGUCGAACGUUGCCAGCCGGGAAUGUAAAUUUUCGGCAUACAAGCCUAAAUGUUAUCCCAGGAACAGUCAGUCAGGAUAAUUGUUUAAGUCCAUCCGGAUCUACCUGUGUGAGUGACAUAGGUGUUUCUAAUAUAGGAUCAUCAGUAUCCAGUUCCAAUGUAGCGCCUCAUUCUGUUCCUGGCUAUAUACCCGGUCCCGAUGAAUUCUAUACAAUCAAUGAUUCAGAUGACCUAGAAAUCAAUUGGCCGCAAGAAACAGUCGCCGGAGUAAAUGGUUAACUUUUAAUUGUAUUAUAUCCUUCGAUAUGUUCAUUACUUAAUAUGGAAUUAUUGCUUGAUUAGUGAGCGACCUCAGCUAGGAACUGUUUUGCGCAUGUAUUUUUCCUCUUGCGUAUUUUUUUAAAAUAAAAGACCUAUUCUGUAACAUAAAUAUGUGUAGCAUUACAGAAACCUAAGACUUUUAACCUCUGUUUACCCCCCACUUAUUUUACUCCAUCAUUACGUUGCAGUAUACUGAGUUGUCA